Molecule: messenger RNA, 2550 nt
Organism: Phycodurus eques (leafy seadragon)
Lineage: Eukaryota; Metazoa; Chordata; Actinopteri; Syngnathiformes; Syngnathidae
Gene: mfsd6l
Product: major facilitator superfamily domain containing 6-like
Exons: 2
Coding region: 152-1879 (575 amino acids)
Cellular component (GO): membrane
Source: RefSeq, a predicted model, not a curated record
GGUAGCCGAACAAGUGUUGCUCUCGUCUGGAACAGGUGGAGAUAUGAAAAAGUGCUCGAAAUUCUGGAUUUCGUGAUGGAAAAUAUACUGUGCAACGAUUGACGGAGUGUAGCGGGGAAGAGUUGCUCCAUGUAAAGCCAAUCAAGCACCCAUGAAGUCCACCAUGAAGAAGACAAAGCAGAUCAACAUCAAGCAGACCCUCGCUCUGGCCAGAGCAUUUCACUUCCUGUACUCCUGUGCCAACUCUUGCCUGCUCCCCUUCCUCACGCUGUACUUCAGACAGCUGGGCCUCACUCCUGAGAUGGCGGGCAUCGUCAUGGGCACCAAGCACCUCAUAUCACUGGUGUGGCGCCCCAUGGCCAGCCUUCUCGCCAAGAUGUACAACAAGAGGCGAGUGGUGAUACACGGUUCUGUGGUGUGUUCAGCCGUGGUCGCACUGGUCGUGAUUAUUUUCCCGCCUGUAGAUCUGCAAGCAUACAUCAACACCUGUAAUGGGUCUAAUGUGAGAAGCACUCCAUCCCCCAUUGAUUCUCACCCAAAGGUCAGCACAGCUCCUGCCUCCCUGUCUACUAUGACCUUUCUUGCCGAUGCUAUCCGUGACAGAACAUCUGUUGCAGAAGGCAGAACUUCACAGCUUCCUGUGGUAAGAACAAACAGUACAGCAGAACCAAGGAACAGCACCUCUGUUGAGUUCCAUACGACAAUCCACGCCUUGAUGAGGAAGAAGAAGGCCCAUCUGAAAGUGGACACUGGGGAACAUAAAGAGGAAGGUCAAUUAGAUUUUCUGUCCAGCCUGAAGAUGAUGGACGUUCAACACCAGCUCUUCUUCUUGAUACUUAUCACUGUGUGUGUAUGGGAGCUCGUGGCAGCCCCUCUAGAGUGGACAGCAGACGACGGCCUGUGCGAUUAUCUGGACUUUGCCGACGCUUCAGAUCAUUAUAGCAGCGCAGGGGUUUGGCCUUUACUCGGAGCCGCAUGUGGCGUCGGUGGAGCGGGGCUGCUGGUCAGCCGGUUAAACUGUUUAAUCUUUGGUCGCACCUCCAGGAGUGCCGUGCACUUUUUGUGCUACGCUGGCGUGUUGUCGCUGGCUUUGCUCAUUGCAGCCUUCCUCCCGCUUGACCUGAACAAGCAGCAAGGCAAGGUGAACCGGCUGCUCAAGGCCGUGCAGCUGGUGCGCGGUUCCCAGCGCGCGGUGCUCUGUGCCAUCACCGCCCUGCUGGUGGGGGUGACGCGCUCCGCCGUGGACAACUUCCUCUUGUGGCAGAUGCAGGAUCACGACAGCACCGAGCUGCACAUGGGGGUGUCUCUCGGCUUCGCGUUGCUUUCACAGGCCGCCUUCCCUCUGCUGGCUGUCCGACUGACUCGGCUGCUCAGCUCAGGAAGGGUGCUCGUGCUGGGGGCAGCCACUCUUGGAUUACAGUGUUUGUAUUACUCCUUCCUGUGGGGGCCGUGGGCUGUGGUGCCUGCUCAACUUUUUAGCUGUUUCAGCUGCGGAGCCUUUUGGUGGGCAGUGAAGGUGCAGAGCGACGAUGUUGCCACGCCAGGAACAGAAAGGAGCUUAAAGAGGCUGUACACUGCACUGUCUUUAGACUUGGGGAGUGCACUGGGAAGUUUCGCCGGAGGGUUUGUGGUCCACCAGUUUGGGCUUGUGUGGCUCUUCAGGGGGGUGGCCGUGGCUCUGAUGCUGUGGUGCAUAUGCCUGCCUCUACUGCAGUGGAAUGCCCCCCACCAGUACAGGAUCAAUUAUUCUCGCCUUUUGGCGGCAGAUGCGAGUGAGGCCAGUGACUCUGAGUCAGAGCAAGAAAGAGAUUGGCUCGAUAAAGCUAUGGAGGACGACCGUAGCAUUAACAACAAUUAUGGAAAGAGAGUAAACCGCUAACCUCUACAGCGUGAUCAUUGAAAAAGAAUGCAGCAAACACUAAAGUGCAAAGUUUCAACACAAAUACAGAACAAUUUUGCCCAGUUUGGACAAAACAAUACAGUCCACACAAUGUUGGCUCUCUGUUAGAGACAAGAUUCAGUGAAUCCCCACUAUUUAUCAAGAUAGGGAGCGAGCCCUGCAAUUGAUGAUUUCAACACAAUUAUUUGACACCAAUACUUUGAUUGCUUUGUUUUGACUUUUUCAGUUAAUAACAGGAGGAUAAAUAAAUAAAUCAGCUAAUAGGUGAAUUUGCGAAUGCCGAAACCAUGAAUGUGCAGGGGUUCACUGUAGCCUUUAUAUGAAAUCACUCCCAAAAAUAUUCAUCCAACCUAAACUGAUCUACUUUAAGUAAUUUUUACACCCUUGCAUUGUUUGUUUUGUUAUUUUAUGGAGUGGGGGCAUCUACUGUAAAUGCACACAAGCCUCCCAUCUCAAGGCAAACACCCGAGUGGAAUUUGUAAAAGCCGGCGAAGGCUCGAUUGUCAAUCCUCUCACUGAAAUGCAAAUACAAGAUGUGUACACAAGGCGAGGUUAAACUACUUUGGUGUCCUGUUCUGUCACUCCCACUUGGCACCUAAUCUGUUUAACUUCUUCUGAAGCUAAAGUGAGGUGAAUUGAUGACUUUUGUG